AUGAAUCGACCAGUUGUGAAAAUCCUGACAACGGUGUUUGCGUGCAUCUUAGAAACAAGCAACUUCAGGUUAGCCCUCUCCAAGGAACAUGAUUCCAGGUCUUCAACCAAACCGGCCUCGCAGACCAUGUCCCCCUCAGAUUUCCUGGACAAGCUGAUGGGAAGGACGUCAGGAUACGACGCCCGAAUCAGACCGAAUUUUAAAGGUCCUCCUGUUAAUGUUACAUGCAACAUAUUUAUCAACAGCUUUGGUUCAAUAGCAGAAACAACGAUGGACUACAGAGUGAACAUCUUCCUGCGACAAGCAUGGAAUGAUCCACGAUUAGCCUAUAGCGAAUACCCAGAUGAUUCCUUAGAUCUGGAUCCUUCCAUGUUGGAUUCCAUCUGGAAGCCUGAUUUGUUCUUUGCGAAUGAAAAGGGGGCCAACUUUCAUGAAGUGACAACAGACAAUAAACUGCUUCGCAUUUUUAAAAAUGGAAAUGUUUUGUACAGUAUCAGGCUGACAUUAACAUUAUCUUGCCCAAUGGACUUGAAAAAUUUUCCAAUGGAUGUGCAAACAUGUGCGAUGCAGUUGGAGAGCUUUGGAUACACAAUGAACGACCUGAUAUUCGAGUGGCUGGAACAAGGUGCAGUGCAGGUUGCUGAUGGUCUGACCCUUCCACAGUUUCUUCUGAAGGAUGAGAAGGAGCUAGGAUAUUGCACAAAGCAUUAUAAUACAGGAAAAUUUACCUGCAUUGAGGUUAAGUUCCAUUUGGAAAGACAGAUGGGUUAUUACUUAAUACAAAUGUACAUUCCCAGUCUGCUGAUUGUCAUACUUUCCUGGGUCUCAUUCUGGAUUAACAUGGAUGCAGCUCCAGCAAGAGUGGCUUUGGGCAUCACAACAGUACUGACGAUGACCACACAGAGUUCUGGCUCGCGAGCUUCACUUCCAAAGGUUUCAUAUGUCAAAGCCAUAGAUAUUUGGAUGGCAGUGUGCCUGCUCUUUGUGUUUUCCGCCUUGUUGGAGUAUGCCGGCGUAAACUUUGUGUCACGCCAGCACAAAGAAUUUUUGCGCCUGAGAAGAAAACAGAGACGACAAAAUAAGGAUGAAGACUUGACUCGGGAGAGCCGCUUUAACUUCAGUGGAUAUGGGGUAGGCCAUUGUCUACAGGUCAAGGAUGGCACUGCAGUCAAAACAGUAGCUCCAACUCCACCACCACAGCCCAAGGACGCAGAAGCCGUCAGGAAGAAAUUUGUUGACAGAGCGAAAAGGAUUGACAUGAUAUCCCGUGCUGCCUUCCCUUUGGCAUUCCUCAUUUUUAACAUCUUUUACUGGAUUACGUACAAAAUUAUACGACAUGAAGAUGUCCAUCAGCAGUAG
Hypanus sabinus (Atlantic stingray) is the source of this 1359-nucleotide messenger RNA. RefSeq names its product glycine receptor, alpha 2 (gene glra2). Lineage: Eukaryota; Metazoa; Chordata; Chondrichthyes; Myliobatiformes; Dasyatidae. Bases 1 to 1359 code for a protein of 452 amino acids. The transcript is spliced from 9 exons. Gene Ontology annotation, cellular component: neuron projection; plasma membrane; synapse. The record is from RefSeq and is a predicted model, not a curated record. Gene Ontology annotation, molecular function: extracellularly glycine-gated chloride channel activity; transmembrane signaling receptor activity; glycine binding. Gene Ontology annotation, biological process: regulation of membrane potential; chemical synaptic transmission; nervous system process.